Molecule: messenger RNA, 2099 nt
Organism: Rhinopithecus roxellana (golden snub-nosed monkey)
Lineage: Eukaryota; Metazoa; Chordata; Mammalia; Primates; Cercopithecidae
Gene: GNL3L
Product: G protein nucleolar 3 like
Exons: 16
Coding region: 193-1938 (581 amino acids)
Cellular component (GO): nucleolus
Molecular function (GO): GTP binding
Source: RefSeq, a predicted model, not a curated record
GUCGUGUUGCCCUCGCUUCUCAGAUCUCCGCCGGAAGUGUAGGUAAGAAACCACUCUCCUCUUUUCUUACCUAGACGGCCGGGCAGUUAGGAUCGUGUAUUGGAUGUGAAACCGAAGAUGCCCGCCAGCCUGGAAUAGAGAGGAAGAGAACAAUCAGAUUUGAAUCUAUCUGCUUUCAAGCUGGUCAUCGCGAUGAAACUUAGACACAAAAAUAAAAAGCCAGGUGAAGGUACCAGGGGCCACAGGAAGAUAAGUUGGCUCUGCCCUCAGACUGCAAAGCAAAAUGGGAAGAAAGCAACCUCCAAAGUGCCCUCUGUACCUCAUUUUGUGCAUCCCAAUGAUCAUGCCAAUCGAGAGACUGAAUUAAAGAAGAAGAGGGUUGAGGAGAUGAGGGAGAAGCAGCAAGCUGCCCGGGAACAUGAAAGACAAAAACGCAGGACCAUCGAGAGCUACUGUCAGGAUGUCCUAAGACGCCAGGAGGAGUUUGAGCGUAAGGAGGAAGUUUUGCAGGAAUUAAAUAUGUUUCCUCAGCUGGAUGACGAGGCCACAAGGAAGGCUUAUUACAAGGAGUUUCGUAAGGUGGUGGAAUACUCUGAUGUGAUUCUGGAAGUCCUGGAUGCCAGAGACCCAUUAGGCUGCCGCUGCUUCCAAAUGGAGGAGGCUGUCCUGCGAGCACAAGGCAACAAGAAGCUGGUCCUGGUCUUGAACAAGAUUGACCUGGUCCCCAAGGAGGUUGUGGAGAAAUGGCUGGAUUACCUUCGGAAUGAGUUGCCAACCGUGGCUUUCAAGGCCAGUACCCAGCAUCAGGUCAAAAACCUGAAUCGUUGCAGCGUACCAGUAGAUCAGGCCUCUGAGUCACUGCUGAAAAGCAAAGCUUGCUUUGGAGCUGAAAACCUCAUGAGGGUUCUGGGGAACUAUUGCCGCCUUGGUGAAGUGCGCACCCACAUUCGUGUGGGUGUUGUGGGUCUUCCCAAUGUUGGAAAGAGCAGCCUGAUCAAUAGCCUGAAGCGCAGCCGCGCAUGCAGCGUGGGAGCUGUUCCUGGAAUUACCAAAUUCAUGCAGGAGGUCUACCUGGACAAGUUCAUCCGCCUGCUGGAUGCUCCAGGCAUUGUCCCAGGGCCCAACUCAGAGGUGGGCACCAUCCUGCGUAACUGCGUCCACGUGCAGAAGCUGGCAGACCCUGUGACCCCAGUGGAGACCAUCCUGCAGCGCUGCAACCUGGAGGAGAUUUCCAACUAUUAUGGCGUCUCUGGGUUCCAGACUACUGAGCACUUUCUUACGGCAGUGGCCCACCGUUUGGGGAAGAAGAAGAAGGGAGGCUUAUACAGUCAGGAACAGGCGGCCAAAGCUGUCCUAGCUGACUGGGUGAGCGGGAAGAUUAGCUUCUAUAUACCACCACCACCCACUCACACUCUGCCCACCCAUCUCAGUGCUGAGAUUGUUAAGGAAAUGACCGAGGUCUUUGAUAUCGAGGAUACUGAGCAGGCCAAUGAAGACACCAUGGAAUGCUUGGCCGCUGGAGAAUCUGAUGAGCUGUUGGGUGACACGGACCCACUUGAAAUGGAGAUCAAGUUGCUCCAUUCUCCGAUGACGAAAAUAGCAGAUGCCAUUGAAAAUAAAACGACCGUGUAUAAGAUUGGGGAUCUCACUGGGUAUUGCACCAAUCCGAACCGUCAUCAGAUGGGGUGGGCUAAACGCAAUGUGGACCACUGCCCCAAGAGCAACAAUAUGGUGGAUGUCUGCUCAGUGGACCGCCGCCCAGUGCUGCAGAGGAUCAUGGAGACGGACCCGCUGCAACAGGGCCAGGCUCUGGCAUCUGCCCUGAAAAAUAAGAAGAAGAUGCAGAAACGUGCAGGUAAAAUCGCCAGCAAGCUGUCUGAUUCCAUGAUGUCUGCUCUCGACCUCUCUGGCAAUGCUGAUGAUGGUGUUGGUGACUAAUCGACUGAUCUCACUUCCCUUCCACUCCAAGCACCAGUUCCGGUGGUACGGGGGAAUACCAGUGAAAUAGUUUGGUUCUCCCUGAAGCAUCUGCAUACUGAAAGAACGCUUUCCCCACUAUGUGUCUUCUCCCUUUCCUCCAGUAAAAACAGUCCCGGCUA